Molecule: messenger RNA, 291 nt
Organism: Schistosoma margrebowiei
Lineage: Eukaryota; Metazoa; Platyhelminthes; Trematoda; Strigeidida; Schistosomatidae
Source: the annotation of a GenBank genome assembly
AAUACUAUUAAUAAUUCUGCUACUAAUAAUACUACUACAAAUACUACUAAUAAUAAUAACAUUAAUAAUAAUAUUAUUACAACUACUAAUAGUACCAAUAAUACUACUACUCUCAAUAAUCCUUAUACCACAAAAAAUACUACUACUAAUAGUACUACUAAUACUAACACUCAUACUACUACUAAUAUUACUACCAAUACUACAACUAGUUCUACUAUGAAUAGUACUACUAAUACUAUUACUAAUACUACUACUAAUUAUAUUACGCCUGUUACUCCCAAUGGAGCAUAG